AUGGCAUCUUCAAAUGCUGGCCUAAGUCAAAGAAUUGUCGACUCUGGCAGGACUCUCGUACAGACGGCAUUCUCCAACUUGGCAUCCGACUCAGCCAUCCAUCCUCCUUUCGGAAGCAAACAUGCCCCUUCAGGAUUCGCAAAUUCACUUAGAGCGAUCAUCCCUACAGACUUUUCCAGAAAUGCCUCUGCUGAGGGCUUCUCGGGUGAGUCUUUCCGGAGUGCUUCAGGAUCAGUCAGGCGGGUCGAGAACGAAUACGAAGAUUUUGUGUCCGGUUUUGCGUCGUCCACUUCUUCGUCGAUGACAGGUGCGGAGAUCAUUCAUGGCUGGUUAGAGAUCGGCGAGGACUGCCAGGUUCAUACUGGCUGGGAAACGCUUCCGGCCCGGGAACAACCCAUCACAUAUACGCACCAGGGGAGUCUUGCCAACACUGCUUCAACCUGGGAACGAACAUCUCAGGGUGAAGUUGUCUACCGUCCGGACGGCCGACCUGAAUGGCGAUGGCGGCACGAAUGGCGCAGAAUCGACGUGGAGCUCACACAAGAACCUCGAGUGGCGAGCGAACUUGCCAGAUUCUCCAGUCAUCUAGGCAUUGAGUCGCGUGCGCCACGCUGCGAUCAGUGUUCGGCACUGGCCCGUUUGCAUCAGGUAAAGCAGCAUUUGGCUUUCUCGCCCAGCUCUGAUGGUACCAACCCAUGGCUACAGCAUUGGUAUGCAGGGCGCCAGGGACGAUGCGAUUGGACUCAGGACGACGUUUUCCGAUCAGCGUGUGACACGAGCAAAGAAGAGCCAGAGUGCUACUCUUUUGACUGCCAUCAAAGAGGUUGCCAUCAUACGUUGCUUCGCAUAAAUGAAAACCUCACUUCGGAAAUUCGACAACGGCUUUGCGUUCAUGAUGAGUGCAGCCAUAUAUCUGAGACCGCCGAGAGCUGGCUAAGACAUAUUACUUCGCCUCAUCAUCAUCAGCUGCAGAGCGAGAUGCUCAAGGACAUAAAGGACGAUGGGCAGAGUCGUUUGCUGGCCUCUCAGAGAGAAAGUGAGGCUGACCGCUAG
This is a messenger RNA of Sphaerulina musiva SO2202, 1053 nucleotides long. RefSeq lists its product as uncharacterized. The record is from RefSeq and is a predicted model, not a curated record. NCBI's taxonomy places the organism in Eukaryota, Fungi, Ascomycota, Dothideomycetes, Mycosphaerellales, Mycosphaerellaceae. The transcript has a single exon. Bases 1 to 1053 code for a protein of 350 amino acids.